UUUACCAACCCGAUUGGAAUAUCAGUGACAGACAUGGCUCUCCUUCAUGCUGAUAGUGACUCUGUGAAGUUGUCCAUGAGUGUCCAAGAGAUGAGCAUCAAAGGUGAGGAACCUCCCCCUCAGUAUAUUGUUAAAGAAAGCAAGUUCGGAGCUAUAGAGUCUUCCCCAGAAUUGGGUCAAAUCCCCACCAUCGAUGUCAGUCUCUUCUCCCCAUCAUCAAUUCAUACCAAGGAAGCAGAGAUCGAACUGAACAAACUCAAAAUAGCUCUCAGCUCAUCAGGCUGCAUCCAGGCGGUUGGUCAUGGGAUAUCAAGUUCCUUUCUGGACAAGGUACGCGAAGCUGCGACGCAAUUCUUUGAACUCCCAGUGGAAGAGAAGGAAAAGUACUCCAGAGCUGUUCAUGGUGGCUCUGAAGGGUAUGGGAAUGAUGUCAUUGUUUCAGAGAAGCAAGUUCUUGAUUGGUCCUAUCGCCUAACACUUCGAGUAUUUCCUGAAGAUCAUAGAAGGCUUAACCUUUGGCCAGAAAAUCCAAAUGAUUUUGGAGAGGUUGUACAUGAAUAUGCAACAAAGGUAAAGUUCAUGAUGGGGGUUCUGUUUAAGGCCAUCGCAAAAUCGUUGAAAUUGGAAGAGAACAGCUUUUCAGAUAAGCUGCUUGGAGAGAGAGCUCUGAUGCAAGCAAGAUUCAACUUCUAUCCACCGUGUUCAAGAUCCGAUAAAGUUCUUGGUGUGAAGCCACAUACAGAUAGGUCAGGAGUGACAGUUUUGUUGCAAGACAAAGAAGUUGAAGGUCUUCAAGUUUUGGUAGAUGGCAAAUGGGUUAGAGUCCCCAUUGUGCCUCAUGCUAUAGUUGUUAACCUUGGUGAUCAGAUGCAGAUUAUGAGUAAUGGUAUAUUCAAGAGCCCAAUGCACAGGGUUGUGACAAAUCCAGAAAGGAUGAGGCUAUCUGUGGCCUUGUUUAAUGAACCGGAUCCUGAUACUGAGAUUGCUCCAGUGGAGAGCUUGAUAGAUCAUGAAACAAGGCCAAGAGUAUACAAAACUGUCAAAAAUUAUGGUCACAUCAACUACGAAUGCUAUCAAAGAGGAGAAAUAGCACUCGAAACAGUGAAGAUCUAAGUUUUCUUUUCUGUAUAUUUAUUUUAUUAUGUCAACACAAUGAAAUUUUAAAGUAACUACAAACCCUGUGAUCAUAUUCAUUGGCUAUGAAAUCUGGUAUUUCUUUUCAUCAAUCGUAUCAAUAAA
Rosa rugosa (rugosa rose) is the source of this 1239-nucleotide messenger RNA. RefSeq names its product protein SRG1-like. The transcript has 4 exons. The record is from RefSeq and is a predicted model, not a curated record. NCBI's taxonomy places the organism in Eukaryota, Viridiplantae, Streptophyta, Magnoliopsida, Rosales, Rosaceae. Bases 34 to 1113 code for a protein of 359 amino acids.